Molecule: messenger RNA, 6437 nt
Organism: Hypanus sabinus (Atlantic stingray)
Lineage: Eukaryota; Metazoa; Chordata; Chondrichthyes; Myliobatiformes; Dasyatidae
Gene: kcnj6
Product: potassium inwardly rectifying channel subfamily J member 6
Exons: 3
Coding region: 331-1572 (413 amino acids)
Biological process (GO): potassium ion import across plasma membrane; regulation of monoatomic ion transmembrane transport
Cellular component (GO): plasma membrane
Molecular function (GO): G-protein activated inward rectifier potassium channel activity
Source: RefSeq, a predicted model, not a curated record
UUCGCUGAAAUUCUAGGUCAACAUUAAACUCUGAAGAAUUCAUGAAAUCUUUGGUUUUAAUGACGUUUCCUGUACGCGGGCGUUUACAUCUCCGCCCGGUUGCGUGGCUGUUUUUUUUAUUUGCUUCUGCACACUUUCCCUUUGAUGUCGGAUCUCCAGCAGCCUGCUUCCCUCCCUCCUCUUCUGCAACCACACACGCGGCUCCUUUACCUCCCCUUCGCCGAACUCCCGUGGCCGGCGAUGGUGGAUCGUUUGCUCGCGCCGUCGCCGGAAAGCCCCCGGCUGUGAUGCGAAUUCACCCCGAACCUGCCUGUCACUUUUGACGGACCAAUGGAGCGGGACGUCGAGAGCCCCGUGGUCACUCGGCAGCCGAAGCUGCCGAAGCAAGUGCGCGAGGACAUCCCAAAACAGCUACGCUCAGGUGGUCAAGCGCGGAGCGUCCAAAGAUACGUGCGGAAGGACGGCAAGUGCAACGUGCACCACGGCAACGUCCGGGAGCGGUACCGUUACCUGACUGAUAUCUUCACUACAUUAGUGGAUCUGAAAUGGAGACUCAAUCUACUCAUCUUUGUCAUGGUCUACACAACCACUUGGCUUUUCUUUGGUAUGAUCUGGUGGCUUAUUGCUUACAUCCGAGGGGACCUAAGCCACAUAGGGGAUGCCUCAUGGGUGCCCUGUGUUAAUAAUCUUAACGGCUUUGUCUCAGCCUUUCUCUUCUCCAUUGAGACGGAAACCACCAUUGGCUAUGGCUACAGAUUCAUCACUGACAAGUGCCCUGAAGGCAUCAUUCUGCUCCUAGUACAGUCAGUGCUGGGCUCAAUAGUCAACGCCUUCAUGGUUGGGUGCAUGUUUGUAAAAAUCUCGCAGCCCAACAAGAGAGCAGAAACUCUGGUGUUCUCCACCAACGCUGUGAUCAGUGUCCGUGACGGCAAGCUGUGUCUGAUGUUCCGAGUCGGCGACUUGAGGAACUCCCACAUUGUUGAGGCUUCAAUCCGUGCCAAACUGAUCAAAUCGAAGCAGACCAAGGAAGGAGAGUUCAUCCCUCUCAAUCAAACGGAUAUAAAUGUUGGCUACGACACCGGAGAUGACCGCCUCUUCUUAGUUUCCCCUCUAAUCAUUUCCCAUGAAAUCAACCAACAGAGUCCUUUCUGGGAGAUCUCCAAAGCCCAGUUGGCCAAAGAGGAGAUGGAGAUUGUGGUGAUCCUCGAAGGAAUGGUGGAGGCAACAGGUAUGACGUGUCAAGCUCGAAGUUCAUAUGUUACCAGUGAGAUUCUGUGGGGUUAUCGCUUCAUGCCUGUCCUGUCACUGGAAGAGGGGUUCUACGAAGUUGAUUAUAACAACUUCCAUGAAACUUAUGAGACAAAGACUCCAGCCUGCAGUGCCAAAGAAAUGGCGGAGAUUAUCAACAAAGCAGAACUGCCCCUCACCUGGUCAAUCUCCUCCAAACUUAAUGAGGAGGAGGAAGAGGAGGAAGAGAACGAGGAGCGAGAGCAAGCUGACAGCAAGAGCCAUGAGGAGCAAGCAGAGCAGAAUGGGGAGGUUACAAAUCUAGAGAACGAAUCCAAAGUGUGAGGCAGAUGGGAAUAUCACAUUGUAUGUGCUUAAUGAAUGGUAUUAAGGUGUGAAGUUUCCACACUGAUGAAAUUAGAUGCUUGAACAAAAAAAAAACUUGAGUUAGGAACUAUGGAAAGGUGCAGAGAUCAAGCUGAAUAAAUAGGACAUGGCGUGGUUUACAAUAGGAUUUUUACUUUAGUAAGAUAGACACAAAAUCUGUGUUCAAUAUAGAGAGCUGCAAAAAGCAUAUCAGCUGCGUUAUAGAGCACAUACACGUGUUCAGAAGCUAAUUAGAAAACAGGGCAUGAAGAUCCUCUUUGGUGCCUCAUGCUCGAUGCAUGUAAACUUGUCAUGGCGACGCAGUUACAUUGAUUGCAAUGGACUGAAUGUGUUGAGGCAACUAUAGCCAGCCACGAAUAUUCUCACAUGCAUUCAGCAUCAGUGACCAAAAGCAGAUCUCCCCUCACUUGCACUUUUGUGCAGGUAUUGCAGACGGUCGGUCAGCUUUUUAAAAAAAACCCAGCUUUCCAAAUCUUAAACACCUAUUUCUAAACUUCUGCUGUAGAGGUGAAUGUAGACUAAUGAUUCCUUUCUAAGUUAUUAAAAGAAAUUAAAUGGACAAACUCUUCAGUAAUUCACAUUACUGGAUUCAAACAAGAUCUCAGCAAGGAUGCUGGGUGGUGAAAAGGUAUCGUAUGUUGAAAUGAGCUCCACUGUCUCAAGAGUUAUUACUGAAUGUUAUUUGCAAGUUGCUUUCCUCUUUAAAACAUGUUACUCUUCAUAAUUCCAAUGUGACUUUCUUUGAAAAGAGGCAUCCAUUCAAAGAAUAUUGCAUUAAUCAGCAGCUUUCAACUUUAACAUGAGUUUGCAUUGCCAUAGUCCUCACAAAUUGUACGGGCUUGCCCAUAUUUCCCAUCAAGUCUUCCCUGUAAUGGAAGAAUCAUUGUCCCAAGGCCUGCCUUGGGGAUCAGUCAGUUGUGUAGAUAACACACAGCAGCGAGAUGUGUAACAGAACAUAAAAUGAACACUAGAAAUGAGAAGCAAUGUUCGGAGUAAACCAACCUUGUGCAUCACAAGAAAUCCUUUAAUCGAACUGGUGAGCUGGCUGCAGGAUUUUCUUUUUUACUUAGCCUGUCCUUGUCAGAUGGACAGAGAUCGCCUGUGUAUUUCUAGUAUUUUAUUUGUUUUUCUUCUGGAUUUCAAAACUAGAGAGUAUUCUUCUAGACAGUUCAUGGAUAAUGAUGUACAUAUACAACACACAUUCGUGUGAAAUUUUUGAAAAUGUAGAUAAUUUGUACAGAAAUCGAGCACCUUAAACUGCAUUGAAUCAGUGCUGAGUCAAGCCAUUUGGCCCAACAAUCCAUGCUGGUUUUCAUGCUCCAUUCAAAUCUCCGCUUGCCCUUAUCUAAUUCGAUCAGCAAUCUUACUCCUUUCAAACAGGGCAAUCCCAUCAUCCUAAGUUCCAAUGAAACGCUGUGCAAACGCUGGGUAUAUUGUAUGGAAAACAACAAUGCACACAGAACUCCAAGUGAGUUCUCUCCAAAGCCUUGUGCUUUUUCAUUGCAACUUCCUUACAUCCGUAUGCCUGAAUUGGUCUUUCUGAAUAGUUGCUGUAACUGAAUUACAAGAAGCAACACACCAAGCUCUUUUUUAAAAGUUACAAGUUUCCCCACCAUUUGAAAGAUGAUGGGGAAACUUAUAUUUUCUAUUUUCCUAUUCUUCCAACUUGUGGAUAACCUCACAAUUUCUCUCCCUUUUUUCCUACAUUUCACAAUGUCAAUCACCCUGCUUGAUCUGCCUUUUCUCUUUGCAGCACACUUUCCUCUUGGGCUUAGAUCACUAAAUUUCUAAUUGUCUUUUGAAGUAAGCCAUUAAGGCAAAUCAUAAAAUAACCAAGGGUGUGGGACUGAUCUCUGUGAUGCCCCACUAGUAACACAGCCAAUCUGAAACAGAAAUACUUAGUCCUACGCUGUUUUUUUGUUCUUUAACCAAACCUUUAUCCAUGCUGAUAUGUGACUCCAUUCUUCGAGACCUUAUUUUAUAGACCUACUGUGUCAUACGCUGCAGAUGGACAAAACCUUGGUAAGACCACAGUUGGAGUAUUGUAUAUAGUUUGCUUGCUCUGUUAUAGGAAAAUUACCAUUAAUCUAGAAAGAGAGCAAAUAAUAUUUAAGUGUAUUUGGCAGGACCUGAAUCACUGCAAGAGAAUGGGCAGGCUAGGACUGUAGAAUGUAGAUGACUAAGAGGUGACCUUAUAGAGAUGUAUAAAAUCAUAAGGGGCUUAUUUAAGGUGAAUGCAGUCUGUUUCCAAGGGAAAUGGAAUUAAAGUUGAAGGGACAUAGGUUUAAGGUGAGAGGAGGAAAUAUUUAAAAGCUACCUGAAGGACAACUUCUUCAUGCAGUGGCUGGUGCUGAUACAGAAUAAGCCGUUAUAUAAAGUGAUUGAGACAGGUAUAAUAACAAAAAUUUAAAGACAUUGGACAGAUACAUAGAUAAGAAAGGUUUAAAGAAAUAUGGGUCAAACACAGGCAGAUGGGUGUCUUGGAUAGCAUUGAUGAAUUAGGCCGUGCUCUGUUACUCUAUGACUAUAAAUAUCUUCUUUUUAAACACAGAUAUACUACUUCCACUAAUUCCAUCUUAUUAUCCUUCCACACAAAUUUUCGGUUCUAUUUUGUCAAAUACAAUUUUCCCUUCAUAAAACCAAAUUGACUCUGCUUAACCUUAUUAUAAUCUCCCUGUUAUUUCAUAUUUAAUGGCAUUAUUUCUAAUUUCAUUUGUCAUGUCACAUUACCCAGUAAAUGGAAAAUAUUGAGGCAGAAAGUUGUUUAAUAUUUUGAUCUCUUUUGGUAUCAUUGCCUGUGGUUUAUCUUGUCCAUUUCCAAAGGUCCGAUUCCUACCCCAAUUUCCCAGCGUGUAGGCAAAAGCCAUUACUUUUAACAAGCAUUGCCUCCUAAAUUGCCAUUUCUGGUGUUUUAUUAAAAAUUAUUCACCCUUUUCACACUCCCCAGCAAUUAAUUCUUUAUCAUCAGACUUCUUGCAUAUGGAUGAGAAAAUCCUGUAAACUUCAUUCCUAAUUUGUUUACUCUGAUACGAUUAAAGUAGCUAAAUUAUUGUCAAUUAUUAUUCCAUAUUUCUUGCUCACUUCCCUAAUUUGUUUGCAUAUUUUUUUCACCGUUCCCCUUCUAUUAUCUUGCCUAUAUUACAGUUAAUCCUUUAUUACCUAUUAUCUGUUGUCAAAUAAUUCUAUUCCUGCCUUGUUGACUGCUGGCCAUACAUUAUCUUUAACACUCACUAUUACUCCACCUCCCCUUUUCUUCCCACUCUGUUAUUGCUAAAUAUGUUAUAUUCUGGAACACUUAAUCCUGUCUCCGUUUUUCUUGUCGUGUAUUAUUGCCUCCGUUACUGUUCUAUUUCAAUGAGUUCAUCACUGCAUGGGCAAUUUAACUCUCUGCUAUUAGCCAUUGUUCCCACAUUAUUUUUAACCACUAUUUCACACUGUUGUUCUAUAAUUAUAUCUGCCCUGGCUAUUAAUGUCCUCCCUUUAGUCUAUAAAUUUAUUUAUUUAUACAACCUGUUCGAAAGAGAUGAGGAAGAAUUUAUUUAGCCAGAGGGUGGUGAACGUGUGUAAUUCUCUGCCGCGGACGCCAUAGAGACCAAGUCAGUUGAGUAUAUUUAAAGCAGAUGUUGCUAAGUUUUGAUUAGUCAGGGCAUCAAAGCUUACAGGGAGAAUGGGGCUAAGAGAGAUAAUAAAUCAGCCAUGAUGGAAUGGCUGAACAGACUCAAUGGGCCAAGUGGCCUGAUUCUCCUCCUAUGCCUAAUGCUGCUUUCCCCCUCUUAGUUCAUUUACAUGUGUAGGAGCAUCAGUCUUUUUUUUUGGUAUGUUGUGACAUCAGCUUACAGGAGGAAAAGGGUUGUGUUAUGGAAAUUUAGGGCAGGAAGUUAGUAUGUGUGAUCUGCUCCAUUUACAUUGAAGGACGGGCCUGGAAAUGCACCAGUGCCCACUGGGAUACAUUUAGCCAUCACUACAUGCGCACUUACAGUCACUUGGCUGUGUUCCUACCAUCGUAAAAAUUCAGUAGCAUCUGAAAGCCAAAGUGCUAGGGGCCACUGACUGUCCCGGACAGAUGUUCCUCACUUGCUGAAGACUUGCAUGUGUAGUAAUGCAGUCACUGAAGUCAAGUAUGAUGUUCUCCUAAGUCAGGGGUUCCAACCUAGGAUCCAUGGACCCCUUGCUUAAUGUUUUUGGUCCAUGGCAUAAAGGUUGGUUGGUUAACCCCCCCCCCCCCCACCCAUCCUAAGGGGGUUGUCUAUUGAUGGCUCCUCUGGUGGCUAUAGAAGCCAAUCCAACACCACAUAUUCUUGUGCAGUGUGGGCCAGACCUCACAAUCCUGCCUCCUUAUCCACUUGCUGAUUGCCACAGGGUUUAAUCCAGGCUGUUAGAGUGAAGAAUGCCUGCCUGUGACUUUGUUUAACGGGGCGACUGAUGCACAGGCAGCAACUAUCCUUGACAGAUCGGGGUCUGGGUCCAGUGGCAAGGAAUGCAAGACAACUAGGGACUCUUCACUGCUGAAGCCUUCCCCCACCUUCAGAGCUGCUAAGAUUUGUCAUCAUCCUUUGCCAGCUCAGCCGCUGAGGUCUUGGUUGGAUUGCUCCUUGUCUGCGCCUCUCCCUUGACCUUACCACCAUGGGUGAUCCUACCAGGAGCUAAAUGACAGACAGCAUGGCUAUCGGAAUCUCAAGAACUCACGAGCCCCUCCACCACCACAAGGUGAUGAUCCUCAAGGAGUUGCACAACAUAUGCCAGCAAGAAGGUGGAUGCCCCUGGUGUUGAUGGGUCAGACCAUUGAAAAGGGUUUUGGCCCAGAAUGUUGGGAGGGGAGGAGU